Trichomycterus rosablanca is the source of this 3627-nucleotide messenger RNA. RefSeq names its product insulin induced gene 1 (gene insig1). Gene Ontology annotation, biological process: cellular response to insulin stimulus; cholesterol biosynthetic process; SREBP-SCAP complex retention in endoplasmic reticulum. Gene Ontology annotation, cellular component: endoplasmic reticulum; SREBP-SCAP-Insig complex. The transcript has 6 exons. The coding region runs from base 169 to 906 and encodes 245 amino acids. Lineage: Eukaryota; Metazoa; Chordata; Actinopteri; Siluriformes; Trichomycteridae. The record is from RefSeq and is a predicted model, not a curated record.
GUAGGAAGGCGAACAGUGUGAAACAAAAACAGCUUUAUUAGAGGAGGAGAUGGUGCGAGCACAUGUGUGACUGACUGAAUAUUUAGGAACUUUAAAGGUUUAUAUAGAGGACAGGAAGUGUUUUAAUCAGUGCACUGAGAGCAAAGACGUCCUGUCAUUAAGUGUCAAAUGCCUGGAGAAAGACUGGAGGAGCGCUGCUGGAGCUGCACCAGUGUACAAGCCAAACACUUCCAACAGUCCUGCGUCUGGUUCUCAUCUAAAGCUGGAGAGAUGAUGUCCAUCAUCAGCUCAGUGCUGAACCAGGUCCGAUCUGCCCACCUGAUCAGCCGAGGUCUGGUUCUGUUCCUGGUCGGGGUGAUUUUAGCUCUGGUACUUUAUUUCCUCCAAAUCCAGAGAAACACUGAGACGUUAUUUCCAGAGGAAGUGCUGGACACUUUGUUUUCUUCUGCAUGGUGGAUCCCUCUGUGCUGUGGAACAGCUGCUGCCGUGGUGGGUCUGCUGUACCCGUGCCUGGACAGCCACCUCGGAGAGCCGCACAAGUUUAAGCGAGAGUGGGCGAGCGUCAUGCGCUGCAUCGCCGUGUUCGUGGGAAUCAACCACGCCAGUGCCAAGCUGGAUUUUGUAAAUAACGUCCAGUUGUGCUUGACGUUGGCGGCUCUCUCUCUGGGUUUGUGGUGGACGUUCGAUCGAUCCAGGAGCGGGUUCGGUUUGGGACUGACCACCGCUUUCCUGGCUACGCUCAUCACGCAGUUCUUAGUCUACAACGGCAUCUACCAGUUUCCAUCUCCAGAGUUUGGUCACGUCCGCUCCUGGCUCCCCUGUAUAUUCUUCUCGGGUGGAGUGACGGUGGGGAACAUCGGAAGGCAGCUGGCCAUGGUUUCAACAGAGAAGCUUCACAAUGAGUAAAGAGGGGCUCUGAGGGACCCUAAACACCCCAGCAAGAAGGAACGAGACACUUUCGGUCUCUUUGCUCCCAUUCAUGUUGUGUGGCUAAAUAUUUGCCCUGUGGACAAGAGACUCAGAAAUGGACUGAAGAACUUGAUCGACCUUCAUCGUCAUCAUCAGUGUCACGAGUGUCAGUGACUGCAGUGAAGGUUCAUCAGGAGUAAAGUUGCUCUCUGAAUCGUACAUAAAUGCUGAAUGAAAUGUAAUAAGUACAGAUCCUUAAUGGAUGGAUUUAUAACCUGGUCACCUGAACCCACCACCUGUAAUGAUAUGGAAUUUCCACCUGGACCACGCCCCUUUAAAUUUCCCCCUCACCUCUCUGAGACUUUCACCAGACCCCGUCCCAUCAACUCUCCUACGCUGUCCAUCCCAUUCUCUUUGGAACGUUCACUAGGUCUCACCCCCUUUACUUUACUCUAGCUUCUCAGAGCUUUAUACCGGGGCCCUGCCCGUUUAUUUUUCUGGCAGAUGUACCCUGCCUGCCCUGUCAGAGCCACGCCCACUGUCAGUUUAGAGAACCACGCUUUGCAUUUAUGUACGAUUUCUUUGGACAGGAGAGGAACUCGGAUCGAUGUAGCACCAGAGCAUCAACCUCUUACAUACGUGUGUGUGUGUGUGUGUGAGAGAAAAGAUGGUGGCCAAAUACAAAUGCUUUAUUAUUUUUAUGUUCUGCUAGAUGAAGCGAUGUUAAAUGAAAAGGGAAGUUUUAAGGCUGCAGGAAAAUGUCCUCCAUCCAAAGAUCUAAUCUAAUGCACCCAAUGCAGUCGUUUCGGAUUCCCUGAUCGAAACACCUCUGCCUCCUGCACCACCCCCUCUUGCAGAUGAGCACAUGCCUCUUCCUCAUACAGGCGUGCAUUCGCCUGGCACUUCUUUUCACCUGCUGGAGUCUCAAAAGUGCCAUAAUGCAUAUGAAGAGCCAUCAUGUGCUCUCCAAGAUGCCCCCCCCCUCCCACUCCUUUUUUUUUAAUGCAGGCACCUCAACCAGCCAGCAAAGGUCACAUUUGCAGCAGGAACCUCAUUGUGCAACCUCCUUCCCUCAGGCUUGACCAGCUGAGGUUCUACCCUGAGAGAUGGAGGUUUGAGGUGGCGUGUUAGCAGAUCAGACUACUACACCAUAAAUUAUUUGUCGUUGUUUUUUGCGAGCCCCGAUGAGGACGAGAGAUUUGGUCAUGUGGACGUUUUUACUGCAGCCUUGUAGAUUUGCAAUCUGUGAUUGCCUGUGUAUUAUAGACUCGAGUGCUUCUGUCACUGUUGUGGAUGAUUCGAUUCUGUUUCUUCUGUUUUCACUCUCACUCACUUCUAAUCUGCUUUUAUCUGAUGAGUAAUGUGUGCCGUAUUUUCUGGACUACAAGAUGCCAGCAGAGGGUGAGACGUAAGUGACGGUUGUACAGAGCGCUGUGCCGUCCUGGUGGGUAUUAGUGGGGCUUUUUGGGGGGGGAAAUAGACAGCAAACUAUUUUACACUGUUACACCCUGGUAUGGCAGGUACUUCUUCAGUGAUACAAAGCUAGCUGUGUUUUAAUUCCUGGUCUGUAAUUAAUUGGUGGUUCUUUUGCAAGGAAGUGUAAAGCAAAGCGUUCAGCCAUUGUUUGUUUGUUUAUUAGGAUUUUACGUCAUGCUUUACACUCUUGGUUACAUUCAUGACAGGACAGCACAGGUAGUUACUGCUUACACAAGAUUCAUCACUUCAUAAGGUUAUAUCAAACACACGGUCAUGGACAGUUUAGUAUAUCCGAUUAUCCUGACUGCACGUCUUUGGACUGUGGGAGGAAACCGGAGCUCCCGGAGGAAACCCAAACAGACGGGGAGAACAUGCAAACUCCACACAGAAAAGGACCCGGAUCGUCCCACCUGGGGAUCGAAGCCAGGACCUUCUUCAGCUAUUGUACAGCACCACUGGAGCAUAGAGGGUUAGGGGCCUUGCUCAAGGGCCCAACAGUGGCUGCAGGGCGGAGCCGGGAUUCAAAGUUCUACUCACUAGGCUACCACAAACACGCUAUAUAACACCCGGCUGAUCAUACAGCAGUCCUGAUACUGAUUACUGUCUGGAUUAUAUAAUAUGAUCUGAUAUUUUGUGGACUGUAUUAUAUUACAGUUCCUUUACUUCAGGUUUUCUAGCCUAGCGGGUAUUUUCAGAACUAUUUUGGGUACUCGCACGCAGACUCAGUGCAGCUAAGCCACGAAUGCUGCAUUAAUAUCGCAUAAUAAUGAUAUAAUUUUGUGUGUGUGUAUUUACUGAUUUAUCGAUGUUGCAUCUUACACUCUGGAAGAUACGGCAGUGUGGAAACUCGGGCUACGGUUUAAGUGCAAUCAGUCUCUACGAGCCUUCGUAUUUAUUUUAUUUUUGUACAGAUGUGCCAUGUGCAGAUACAAUAACUCGCCGUCGGUUUACGUUACGAUUCACGUUCACAGGAACGUCCUGAUUUCGAUGAAACCACUGAGCACGUGUGUGUCGUCGUGUUUUACCUGUUCGUGUGUUUUAGUGAAAUGAGAAUCUGCGGCGUGUGAGUGCGCGAGAGGAAGCGCUGAGAGCUACGCCAUGCUAACAGGACUUCAGGGAAACGUAACGGCCGAAUGAGAGCUUUAUAUUUUUGAAGAUUGUUUGUGUGAGUGUGUUUGUUUACUGUUGUAGCUGCAUGUUUGUUCUAUACUGGUUGUAAAAUAAAAUGAAGUUUUGAUGAAA